AUGAGUCACAGUGACUGGGUGGACUGGUGGUUACAGACUGAUUAUGGAUCUAAGAGUAAGAUCAGUUGGGAUGUAACCCACGUUUCAGGGAUUUGGAAGGACUACUUUCAGGUUGCGCAUAGUGCAGAUGGCGCAGCGAAAGUUAUGUGUAAGCGUUGCUGCGCGAUCCUUGAGCACCCUUACACCACUAAGAAGGAUGCUAAUAGGAAGGUUGGGCGUCAUAGUACGACAACUAUGACGAGGCAUCUUAAGACUACUGCCUGCGACCGUACUCCGACCGACAAUCCUUUCUCACAAGAAGGCUGGGAAGACGACCUCUUACAAUUCAUCACUAUAAACCGGCUUCCAUUUCAUCUUAUUGAGCAUCGAAUAUUCCAAAGCCUGAUCUCGCGAGCUCACUCUGCCCCAAACCCUCUAACUAUCCCUUCUGCCGAUACUAUUCGCCGUCGACUAUCGAUUCGAGUUUUAGACCGACAAUAG
Molecule: messenger RNA, 480 nt
Organism: Penicillium arizonense
Lineage: Eukaryota; Fungi; Ascomycota; Eurotiomycetes; Eurotiales; Aspergillaceae
Exons: 2
Coding region: 1-480 (159 amino acids)
Source: RefSeq, a predicted model, not a curated record